Molecule: messenger RNA, 375 nt
Organism: Ostreobium quekettii
Lineage: Eukaryota; Viridiplantae; Chlorophyta; Ulvophyceae; Bryopsidales; Ostreobiaceae
Source: the annotation of a GenBank genome assembly
AUGGUGGGCACAGGUGUGCCAUGCAAAGUGUUCUCCUACCUAGCUGAGAAUUGCCACCCAGUUCGCACAACCGAAAGUGGGGCAAAAUGCAGGAAACGACAUGGCCAUUGUUUGCACGUGACUGCUGGCAAUCACAGCAAUCAUACCAGCCCAGAUGGGCGGGUGUUUAAGUGCAGCAAGAGCUGUGUGUGCACAGUACAUUGCCUUCCAGAAGCACUUCCCAUGGUGGCCUUGGCCAACGCCCGCCCAGUUUGCAUGCACACCAUGUUGUCACACAAGAGCGGCUCAGGGUGUGCAACUUCAAUGCAUGAUGGCCUGCUUGGCCUGCAUGGAUUCUCUGUUGAGGGUUGCACACGAUUGCACGUGCGGACUUGA